AUGCAGCAGACGGUGAUUCGCAAGGGAUCUCCCCAGCUGCAGCAGCAGGGAGAGCGGGCCAAGACACCGGCGUGCGGCCUCCAGAAGCAUCAGCAGCAGCAGAAGCAGCAAGGCGGCGCCAGCAGCAAACCUUCCUUGGCUAUCCUGAGUUGUCUGCAGCGGCUGCAAGCCUCGCUUGCUGCUGCAGCAGCAGCAACACACCAGCGGACCCCAGGGGACACCUCUGUGCCUCUCCACGCUCUGCGACAGAUGAGCAAAAAGAAGCAGCAACGGAUUUUACAGCGACAGCAGCAGCAGCAGCAGCAGCAGCAAACAGCGGCAGCAGCAGACGAGUUCGGGGCCCCAGCAGAUACCCUCGCCGCGUAUGCUGAAGAGCUUGAGGCCCUGUGGCAGCAGACUUUCGAAACGUUACUGCAGCAGCAGCAGCUGGCACUGAAGUGCAGCAGCAGCACCAUCAACCAGCUGCUGUUGCGCGGGAACCGCGGAGAAAGCAGCGACGAGCAUGAUUCAGCAGAAGCAGCAGCAGCAGCAGCAGCAGCAGCGGCAGCAGCAGCGGCAGCAGCAGCAAAAACAAGCACCAUAGCGGCCCCCGCGGAGGCUACCGUUGCUGCGGCCGUUGCAGAUUCUGUUGAUCACAUUUCACUGUCUGAACACAGUCUUUCUAGCAGCGGCAGCAGCAGCAGCAGCAGCAACAGCAGCAGCAGCAGCGAGGUUUCGCCACAGCUUUCGAACCAGCAAGAGCCUCUGAUUGUUGAGAUCAGCGACGAUGGCAGCGAAGAUGAAGUGAAGGCGAAGGAACCGAACGGUGCUGCUGCUGCUGCUGCUGCUGCUGCUGCAGCAGACGAGGCAACUUCUGGCUGCCCCAACCUUUCUCCUUUGACUGAGCCAGUGGACUUGACGGCAGAUGCAGAUAGCGUCUGCGCCAGUGACGAGACAGAGCAGCAGCAGCAGCAGCAGCAGCAGCAGCAUGGCGCUGCGAUGUACGUGCUGCAAGCACCUGCCCUGCUUUCCCCGCUGCUGCUGCUGCUUCUGGGCUACGAUGCGCAGGCGCUGCAGCUGCAGUUGCCUGCUGCUGCUCUUUCGCUGCACAGCAGAGUGCUUGCUGAGGCUGUUAAGGCGCAGCAGCAACUGCCUCCGUCUGCCUGGGCAGGCCCACUCUCCGCUGCUGCUGCUGCUGCUGCUGCUGCUGUUGUUGCAAACCCCCCAAAGCUGCAGCUCUGGACGCGGGGACUGUCCCUUGUUGCGGCGGGGUGUUUAGCUGCUGCUGCCUCAGCCGCUGCAGCAGAGGGCGAAAGUGCUGCUGUCCCAUCUUCCACAGCAACAGCAACAGCAGCAAAUGCGAGUUGUGCUGCUGCUGCUGCUGCUGGGAGGCAGCAGCGAGCUGCAGCAGAAGCUGCCGCCUGGUGCCGCUUGUUUCUAUAUGCCGGGCGAGCAGCGCUGUCUUCUCCCACACGAAACUCCCUCGUCAUGGCCUCGGUCUCCUCCUUGUUGGAAGUCAUUUAUUUUUGUCCUUUUGUCCCUUCCCAGAAGUCCCAGCCGAUCGUCAUGCGCCUGCCUCCCUGCUGCAGGGAGGCGGCUGCCUGCUGCGUGUCUGCUGCAGCAGCAGCAGCAGCAGACGCAGACGCAGCAGCAGCAGCUGCAUUGCCAACAGCAGCUCCUACAGAGGCGUUGGUGCGGCUGGUCCCCCACGCCAUUCGGUGCUGUCUCUUCCCCUUUGGAUUUGGCCGUCUCUACACCGUGAGCAGCAGCAGCAGCAGCAGCUGCAGCAGCAGCAGCAGCGCUGAAGCUCCCCGAGAUUUCCCCAUCUCCCUGGAGGCGUACCCUGCUUCCUACAACCCGGCAUCUGCUGCAGCAGCAGCUACCGCAGCAGCAGAAGCAAAACAAACUUUGGAAACUUCCCCUUAUGCUGCUCUCAGCUGCUCAGCGCCCCUAGCAUGGGGGGCCCCUGAGCCAGGGGCCCCCCUGCGGCUGAUGCCUGGCUCUGCAGCAGCAGCAGCUGCUGCAGCAGCUGCAGCAGCUGCAGCAGCGGAGUGGGUGCCUCCGGGGGCCUCUGCUGAUUCUCGCCUCUUGGGGGCCUCGCACUUUGCUGCCCCCCUUCUCAGCAGCCUCCUGAAGCUGAGGGGGCAGGGGCCCAUUGGGGGGCCCCCUUUGCAGCAGGGGCCCCCACGGGGGCCCCUGCUUCCCCCAAAAGGGCCCAUAGCUAAGGAAAGGGGGGCCCCCCCUACGGGAGCUGCGCUCGCCUGCCGGGUCCUGGCAAGCCUUUUGCUAGAGGGAACAAAGCCAUUCUGCUUGCUUCAAGGCCCAACUGCAGCGCAGCAGCAGCAGCAGCAACAGCAGCAACAGCAGCAGCAGCAGCAGCAGCAGAAGUGGCUGAGCUUCAAGGGCCCGUUGUGCUUGGAGUUGCUGCUUCAAGAAACAACAACUUAUUUGUUGGGAGACCCCCAAAGAAGACAAAGCCUAAUGCAAUCUUUGGGGAUUUCUGGGGGGCCCCCAGGCCUUUCAGAGGCUGGGGGGGCCCUUGCAAGUUUUGUGCUGCCACUUUGCCUCCAGACGUGUUCCCCUGUGGGUCCCGCUGCUGCUGCAGCAGCAGCAGCAACAACCGCAGCAGCAGCACCUGCAACGACUGCAGCAGCGGCAGCAGCGACCGCAGCAUCAGCAGAAGCAGCAGUGACGACUGCAGCAGCAGCAGCAGCAACACGAAGAAAAGGGCCUGAGGAGACGAUGAGCUGGCACGAAUCUGUUGCAGCAGCAGCAAGAGACGGGGCCCGAGUCUCAGCCUCGCUGUCUUUCUUUUGCUGCGCUGCUCGCGAGAUGCUGCCUCCCCUUUUACUUAUUCCCGAAGCUUCUCCAGGGGCCCCCCUUGGGGGCCCCCCAAAGGGGCCCCCCGCAGCAGCUAAAUGCGCAGCAAGCUGUGGGGCCCUGGAGGGGGAGAGCUGCUCUCUCUUUUGCUCGCCUCCUGCAUCAUUUGCUGUUGCUUUGGAGUUUCUUUUUUGCCACUUGGGGGCCCCAGGGGCCCCUUUGCUGGUUGCUUCGCAAGGCCGCAGCAGCAGCAGCAGCGAGGCAGCAGCAGCAGAGGCAGCAGCAGCCAGAGCUGCUGCAGCCUCUCUUCAGGGCAAAGCCCUUUUAAUGGAGGGGCCCUUAUGUGCUUGCUGCUGCUGCCUCCCUUCUGUCUCAGAGCCACAGGGCUUUUCUAGAAAGCCUCGCAGCAGCAGUGCAAGAGGCCUGAUCUCUGCUGCAUGCACAGUUGCCGCGUUUGCUGCUGCUGCUCCACAAGAGCUAGCAGCAGCAACUGCCGACAGCAGCACCACCCGCAGCAGCUGCAGCACCAGUAACGGAAGCAGCGGAGCUUCUGCGCUGUCACGAGUCUCCGCCUUUGUUGUGCUAUGCGACAAAGUUCUUCAGAGGGUUGCUGCUUCAUUGCAGCAGCAGCAGCAGCAGCAGCAGCAGCAGCCUGAAGCGGAGUCGGAGGCAGGGUCUUGGGGCCCUCAGUUUGUUCCUGUGGAAUUGCGCAGAUGGUUCUUAGGCAUCUGCAGCAGCAGCAGCAGCAGCAGCAGCAGCAGAAGGGCGCCCCUGUUACCUGCAGCAGACGCCAUGGCCAAGCGGGAGGCCCUAAGAACUCUCGUUCUGGCCUUGAGAGAAAGUCUCAGCAGCCUCUCUACGUGUCUGCUGCGCCUCGCCCAGCAGCAGCAGCAGCAGCAGCAGCAGCAGCACGCAGCACCAGGGGGGCUCCCAGCAGAUUGCUGCUCACCAGAAUAUGGGAGCCCCCCUUCUAUCUGUCCUCCGCUACUCAGAGAGCUGCAGCGCGUUGCAGCGGCUAGCCCUAGUUGA
Molecule: messenger RNA, 3828 nt
Organism: Eimeria necatrix
Lineage: Eukaryota; Apicomplexa; Conoidasida; Eucoccidiorida; Eimeriidae
Exons: 3
Coding region: 1-3828 (1275 amino acids)
Source: RefSeq, a predicted model, not a curated record